Kazachstania africana CBS 2517 is the source of this 1182-nucleotide messenger RNA. RefSeq names its product cleavage polyadenylation factor subunit PTI1 (gene PTI1). The transcript has a single exon. Gene Ontology annotation, cellular component: mRNA cleavage and polyadenylation specificity factor complex. The record is from RefSeq and is a predicted model, not a curated record. Gene Ontology annotation, molecular function: mRNA binding. Lineage: Eukaryota; Fungi; Ascomycota; Saccharomycetes; Saccharomycetales; Saccharomycetaceae. Bases 1 to 1182 code for a protein of 393 amino acids.
AUGUCAGUUGAUCCUAGGAACAGAACAGGUCGUCAUUUCUUAACCCCCGAGAACCUUUCUUCGUCGAUUCAAAUAAGUAAUCUACCUCUAGAAUGGACGAAUGAUACAGUAUCUUCGGUUAUAGCAGGAUCUGGUCCCAUUGUGAAUAUUACCCCUAAGAAUGAUCCUCGUACUGGUAAACUGAAUUCUAUUGUUUAUGAUUAUAGGGCGAGUAAGGAUUGUAGUAUAGCGUAUGACUUACUUCGCAAGAUAGAUAAAUUUCCAUGUACUUUUGAAAGAAUCAUACCAAAUAAUUACAAAGAUCGAGAUGCAACCAAUAAUACUAAAGAGAUUGAGUUGACUAGAGAUGCAUAUCCCUGGGAUUCUGGAUUACAGCUACCAUUUCAAAUGAUUACAGCAGUACCGAUUCCCAGAAGACCACUUCAACAGCAACCACAACAACAGAUUCACAUUCAACAGAAUAACAAUUCGAAUGUGAAGUUCCCAGAUAUACUAAGUAAAGCGUCACAGCAUCUGCCCGAAUUGAAGGCAGAUUUACUCACAGCAUCUGAUGAGAUAUCACAAAAUCUAUCCAAGAUUCCACCCUUACAACUAAUUGAAAUAAUAUCAACUUUGAAGAUUUUAUGUAACCAGGAUUCUACGAAGAAAUUACAAAUUGAGAAAUUUUUAAGUGGUAAUAAAGAUAUAAAUCUUACAGUGGCACAAGCAUUAUUAGAGAUGGGAUUUAUUACGUACGAUAUUGUAUCAAAUAUUAUUAACAGUUCAAAAGGUAAUACACCUACUCCAGUGAGCGUUCCUCCUCCGUUCAUGGCACCAGCGAUGGGAGUACCAUCGAUGCCACAGAUGACACCGCCAAUGGGUAUGGUCCCCCCACUGGGUAUGGUUCCCCCUCCACCAAUGGGUAUGAUGUCUGCACCGCAGAUGGUCAUGAUGCCCGGUUUUGCACAAGCACCACCAAUGCGUCAAGGAUCGCCACCACAACAACAACAACAGCAGCAGCAGCAACAACAACAACCCAUGAUACGAGAGCGCGAGAUAGACGAGUUGAAGCUGUCUAAACUGCCCAUGAACCAGCAGGAAAUGAUAAGACAGGUGCUGAAGUUAACUAACGAACAAAUGACAACGUUACCCAUGGACCAAAAGCAAAUGGUCGAGAAUCUCAGAAAGGAAUACUUGAUAUAA